UUUUUUUUUUGUCCUUUCUUGUAAUUAAAUGGGUGGGAAGAACAUGUCCAUCAACAUGAAUUUUUUCUUAUUCAUAAUUGAAAACCCUUUUUGUUUUUUGCUCCAUGGAUAGUUACCAUCAAAGAAUUUAGAGUAGCAUCUGAAAAUGCAACCAAUCAAUCACUUUUACUAACAUCUGUAUAUGCAAUUUCUACGAUUAGAAGCCAAUCUGUCUUCAUUAGGUGGUGUCUUUCCUUUUCUUUUCUUUCUUUUUCUACUUUUUUUUUCUCCUCUGCUUCUAAAGGUACAGAUUUGAGAUUCCACAUGAUUUAUAAUUCAGCGUUUAGAAACUUCUCAUCUGAAAAACUACGGUGACACCCAAAAGAUUCCCAUUAUCACUACAAGAAAUAAAAGAAACCGUAAAAACCAAAUGUGAAAGAGCUGAUAUAUAUUGAUGAUUCUGUUGACUGUCAAUGGUGCAUACACUUAGUUCAUCGUUCUUAUAUUCAUAUAUAACCAUCAUUGCAUCAACUUUGGACGCACAUACAUAAAAACCAGAAGGAGGGUGAUUUGCUGAGGAACAUCUUAGAUAUAAACAGAAAGUUAGACCUACAUAUUUGCCAACUCCAAAAAGCAUACAGAAGAACUUAGAAAAGACAAAGAUGAGAAUGUGCUUUAGUGGGAGUUUUAGAAUGAUGGAGACAGGGCCACCAUCAGAUGUGAAGAAAGCAUUCCUCAAGUAUACAGAAGGCAAUGCAUACAUGACAGCAGAGCAGCUUCAGCGGUUCUUGGUUGAAGUUCAGGGUGAUGUUGGUGCUUCAGUCGCCGAGGCAGAGCUCAUAGUAGAUCAGGUUUUGCAGAAGAGACAUCAUAUUACUAGGUGUAUGAGAAGCUGUCUCACUCUUGAUGACUUCCACCAUUUCCUUUUCUCAACAGAUCUCAACCCACCUAUUGCUAAUCAGGUUGAGCAAGAUAUGACAGCACCUUUGUCCCAUUAUUUCAUAUACACUGGCCACAAUUCAUAUUUGACAGGCAACCAACUAAUUAGUGAUUGCAGUGAUGUUCCUAUUGAAAAGGCACUAAAGAGAGGUGUGAGAGCAGUAGAACUUGAUGUGUGGCCGAAUUCGGCAAAAGAUGAUGUACUUGUUCUUCACGGAUGGACCUUUACAACUCCUGUGAAGCUAAUUAAGUGCUUGAAAUCCAUUAGGGAGCAUGCCUUCUCUGCAUCUCCAUACCCUGUGAUAAUAACUCUUGAAGACCACCUUACUGAGAAUCUUCAAGCUAAAGCUGCUCAGAUGAUUGCUGAGACCUUUGGAGAUAUGCUGUUUUAUCCUGAAACUGAAUGCUUGAAAGAAUUCCCUUCACCAGAGGAACUGAAAUAUAGGAUCAUAAUAUCUACAAAACUUCCAAAAGAGAAAGGGGGGCAUGAAGUUAAAAGUAUGAAGGAAAAGGGAGUAAAUUCGUCGAAAGAAAAAGAUUUGAAUGAACAUAUAUGGGCAGAGGACCUAUCAGAACUUUCAGCUCAUUCUGAAGAUGAUGGAACGAGCAGUGGAAAUACGAGCGAACAGAAUCAGAAUGAACAGGAGCUACGCCCUCGAGAAGCACCUGCAUACAAGCGUCUAAUUUCCAUUAAUGCUCGAAAGCCUAAGGGCGGGUUAAAAGAGGCACUAAAGGUUGAAUUUGAUAAUGUUAGACGAGUUAGCUUGAAAGAGCAAAAGUUUGAAAAGGUUAUUGCAACCCAUGGGACAGAUGUUGUAAGGUUUACUCAGAAGAACAUUUUGAGGAUAUAUCCUAAAGGUAUUCGGAUCGACUCCUCAAACUACAAGCCGAUGAAUGGUUGGUUGCACGGAGCUCAAAUGGUUGCACUGAACAUGCAGGGAUAUGGUAAGUCUCUUUGGUUGAUGCAUGGGAUGUUCAGAUCGAAUGGAGGGUGUGGCUAUGUCAAAAAGCCUGAUUUUCUGAUGACGAUGGGUCCAGAAAAUCAGGUAUUUGAUCCUAAAGCGAAGUUGCCAGUGAAAAAAACUUUAAAGGUUAAAGUUUAUAUGGGAGAUGGAUGGUAUUUAGACUUUAAGAGAGCACAGUUUGCUUUAUUUUCCUCACCAGAUUUUUAUACCAGAGUUGGCAUAGCAGGAGCGCCACCUGACAAGACAAUGAAGAAAACAAAGAAAAGCGAGAACAAUUGGAUGCCCAUUUGGAACGAAGAGUUUAUAUUUCCAUUAACUGUUCCAGAAUUGGCAUUGCUUCGUGUUGAAGUUCAUGACCGUAUAAUGCCUGAGAAGGAUGAUUUUGCAGGUCAAACCUGUUUGCCUGUGUCUCAAUUGAGGCCAGGUAUUCAUGCAGUCCCACUCUUUGAUCGCAAGGGAAAUAAAUUCAGUUCAAUAAGACUUCUUAUGUGCUUUGAGUUUCUGUAGAAAUUCCCAAGAUUGUUUUGACAUAUACACGGUAAUCCAUUUUUUUUAAGGUUAGGCAGUAUAUAUAGAUAGAUGAUAAUUCAGAUCAGGUACAUGCUUUUGUGGAUUCAAUUGGCAAAACUGCUAUCAGCACUUGUUCACUUGAAGAUCAAAUGGAACACAUUUUGCAAGUUUGUAACUGUUGGAAUUUCUGGACAAUGGACUCAUAGGCUUCAUUACAUGCUUGAGCCUUUAACUAGA
Molecule: messenger RNA, 2630 nt
Organism: Jatropha curcas
Lineage: Eukaryota; Viridiplantae; Streptophyta; Magnoliopsida; Malpighiales; Euphorbiaceae
Source: RefSeq, a predicted model, not a curated record